This is a messenger RNA of Psammomys obesus (fat sand rat), 2628 nucleotides long. RefSeq names its product caveolin 2 (gene Cav2). The transcript has 3 exons. The coding region runs from base 149 to 637 and encodes 162 amino acids. Gene Ontology annotation, cellular component: cytoplasmic vesicle; Golgi apparatus; caveola. Lineage: Eukaryota; Metazoa; Chordata; Mammalia; Rodentia; Muridae. Gene Ontology annotation, molecular function: molecular adaptor activity; protein kinase binding. The record is from RefSeq and is a predicted model, not a curated record. Gene Ontology annotation, biological process: caveola assembly; positive regulation of MAPK cascade; negative regulation of endothelial cell proliferation.
GCCAAAGACAGGGAGCGGAACCCGCCGCGGGAAGCCGCCGCCCGCCCGGGCAGCCGGAGGCCAGGCGAGCGGGGCGGGGCUGGGAGAAGGGUGGCCGCGCUGCCUCGGGACCGCAGCGACCCGAGCCGCUCCUGCAGCGCCAGCCGCGAUGGGGCUGGAGACCGAGAAGGCCGACGUGCAGCUCUUCAUGGCCGACGACGCCUACAGCCACCGCAGCGGCGUCGACUACGCGGAUCCCGAGAAGUACGUGGACUCGAGUCGCGACCGGGACCCUCACCAGCUCAACUCGCAUCUCAAGCUAGGCUUCGAGGAUCUGAUCGCAGAGCCCGAGACCACACAUUCCUUUGACAAAGUGUGGAUCUGCAGCCAUGCCCUCUUUGAAAUCAGCAAAUACGUGAUCUACAAGUUCCUGACGGUGUUUCUGGCCAUCCCCUUGGCCUUCGUCGCCGGUAUCCUGUUUGCUACCCUCAGCUGUCUGCACAUCUGGAUCCUAAUGCCUUUUGUGAAGACCUGUCUAAUGGUCCUGCCUUCCGUGCAGACGAUAUGGAAGAGCGUGACGGAUGUUGUCAUCGGCCCAUUGUGCACAAGCGUAGGACGCACCUUCUCGUCUGUCAGCAUGCAGCUGAGCCACGACUGACCACUUAGACCCCAGGUCCACAUAUCUGGAUACUGCACUAUUUUGUUGAUGUAACACAAAGCACUACUGUUCUGUUCGCUUCCCAACUUUUAUAAUUAAGGAUACUUUUAAGAUGUGACCAAGGUUCGUAAAUGUUUACUGACAGAUCAUUACAAAUAAUGACUGCCCUACUAAGAGCCAACGAUCUCAUAGCUAAUUGUGUAACAAGUAUUGGCAACACUCAGUGUAACAACAGACAGUUUUUCCUUUUAGUAGAGAGCAUGUAUUUGUAUCGAUGACUUGAUAAGGGUCAAGGGGCAAUUUCCUCAAAUGAGACAGUAAUUUUGUGCAUGACUGAUCAUAAAAGUAUGGGAGUUCUUAUUUUCUUUUACUCUAGGAGUAAUGUUUUAAAAUUGCUUUUACUGAUAUGGUCAUAAGAUAGCUAGAGGUAAUAUAUGCAAACAUUCUAAAAACCGUGCAGUAACAAAAGCAUAUGCUUAUAAUAACUAUCAAAUAUAAUAAGACAAAUAAAUGUGAAAAUGUAUUCCUCUGUGAUAUUAUUAGCCUGCAAGCCUGUUUAAUAAGAUGUUUCAUUUGGAUGUAUAUUUUAAAGCUAAUGCAAAUGUUAACCAUAAUGCAAUUACUUUAGAGUGUUUUUUCUUGCAUUUGCCGUCUUAUUGAUCUCAUAAAUAAAGUAAGUAUAGCUACCACAGGGUAAUUUUCUUUGUAAGACUGUGAUGUCACACGUGAGAAUUUUUGUAGCUUCUUUGGAAUCCAUUGUAAAAUGUUCUGUCAAGGCCUCCUCUCUAGGAACUUUCCCAGCAAAUGUUUGAUGACUGGGGUUCAUCCAGCUGUGACUGCAAGACAUGUACUUGGUUCGUUUACUAGAAGUUCUCUCCCAUGUAGUUAGAAACUUCAUAAGUGCUCUACAUUCCUGUGACUGCUUCACUUGCUUGCAAGUAAUUCUGGUGCUAGUUCAGAAUGUUUUCUAUAAAGUCUGUAUCCAGCAUCUAAGCACAGUUUUUACUACAGUGGCUUAUGUAGAGAAACUUACAGGAGAACUAACAAUUGUGAGGGUUUAUAAAACUGAAGUACAUGUGUAAAUUAAAAAGUAAUAGUUGCAAAUCUUCAAGAUGUCCUCUGCAAUGAAUUUUAUAACCCGUAAAACAUUAAUUCCCUUUUCAACUGUAGUUCUAUUUUAGCAUUUAGCUCUAUUUUAGCCUUUAAAGAAUUGGCAUACAAAAACUUUCUACAUUAUACUUACUAUAAUUUAUCAAGUUUUAAAAUUAUUUUCAGUACCUGAGUUAGCAUUUGCCUGAAUAUGCUCAUGGGUAUCAAAUCUUCAUUCACUGAAGAUUAAUAAUUUUUUUUUUAAAUUUCCAAUUCUUGUCAGAUUUAUGGGUGAUCGAACUGGAAUUCUAUUGUAAACCAGAUCAAAAGACCGUGUCAAAAAACUAAAUGAUAAAACUCAUAUUUCUUGAAGGCAAUCAUAAAAGAAGCAUUUCAGAUGUCCUUAGAGUAUUAUACCAUCCUCAGAAAAGAGGUCAUAGCUUGAUAAUCGUCACCAAGCAUUGCUACUAACAUGACUAUAGAGAUUGUAUUGUGCUAGUUUCUAAGGUCAGUCUCAUGGCUUUAUACUACUUUUUGUAACUUAAGUUUUAAACUCUUGGAUAUAUUGAUUAGUCAAGAAAUAUAGUAAUAAAAUAUCAAUUUAAUAAAUUAUAAGCUUUGAUUUUUUAAAAUAGUUUUGACAGACUUUAAAGACAAAUAUGUAAUAAUUAUAUAUCAAAACCUUUAACUUCUAAUAUAUAUGAUUCUCUUUUUCUGAAUUAUAUUGAUUACUUUCAAGUGAACUUUUAUUAAAACUUUUAAUGAAUUGUUUUGUGUCAAAAACUCAAAUUAUGAAUAAAGCAAAUGAAAGUUAAAUAUGCAGAUAUUUUGGUUCUUUAAUCUGGGGCAGUUGGAAGUCAGAGGCAAAGAAACUUCCUCAUUAUCUAUAAUAAACAUCUUUA